This is a messenger RNA of Danio rerio (zebrafish), 2219 nucleotides long. It is a transcript of the gene ctps1a, whose product is annotated as CTP synthase 1a. Gene Ontology annotation, biological process: CTP biosynthetic process; pyrimidine nucleotide biosynthetic process; L-glutamine metabolic process. The record is from RefSeq and is marked validated. NCBI's taxonomy places the organism in Eukaryota, Metazoa, Chordata, Actinopteri, Cypriniformes, Danionidae. Gene Ontology annotation, molecular function: protein asparagine deamidase activity; CTP synthase activity. Gene Ontology annotation, cellular component: nucleus; cytosol; chromosome.
CGUAUUUGUUCCGCUACACCGGGUCUAGCGGCACGUGUUGUGGAACAGCAAGCAAGAGAAGCGCGAACACGUUUAUUGUAACUUUACACCCACAGUUCUUGUGUUGUGGACAUCGGCGUAUACCUGUCGCUUCAAGCCAGUCAAAUAUAUUUCAGUAAACAUCCAAAAACAUAUCUUCAAAGCGUAAGCAUAUGAUCAGCAAAAUGAAGUAUAUUCUGGUGACAGGUGGUGUGAUCUCAGGUAUUGGGAAAGGUAUUAUAGCCAGCAGCGUGGGCACGAUUCUCAAAUCCUGCGGCCUUCAUGUCACAGCCAUCAAGAUUGACCCAUAUAUCAACAUAGACGCAGGCACCUUCUCGCCGUAUGAGCAUGGUGAGGUGUUUGUUUUGGAUGAUGGGGGUGAAGUUGAUUUGGAUCUGGGAAACUAUGAACGUUUUCUGGACAUCAGGCUCACCAAAGACAAUAACCUGACCACAGGAAAGAUCUACCAGUCUGUCAUUAACAAAGAGCGCAGGGGAGAUUAUUUGGGCAAAACCGUGCAGGUGGUGCCACACAUAACUGAUGCUAUCCAGGAGUGGGUGAUGCGUCAAGCCAAAAUUCCUGUAGAUGAUGAUGAUGUUGAGCCUCAGGUUUGCGUCAUUGAGUUGGGUGGGACAGUUGGAGACAUAGAGAGCAUGCCUUUUGUUGAGGCCUUCAGACAGUUUCAAUUUAAAGUCAAGAGAGAGAACUUUUGCAAUAUUCACGUCAGUCUAGUGCCACAGCCAAGUGCCACUGGAGAACAGAAGACCAAACCCACCCAGAACAGCGUAAGAGAGCUCAGAGGACUGGGAUUGUCACCUGACCUGAUAAUGUGCCGAUGCUCUACUCCACUUGAUAAUUCAGUUAAAGAGAAGAUAUCCAUGUUCUGUCAUGUGGAACCUGAACAGGUGAUCUGCGUCCAUGAUGUGUCCUCUAUCUACAGAGUGCCACUGCUCUUGGAAGACCAGGGUGUUGUGGGAUAUUUCUGUCGCAGACUGAACCUGCCUAUUGAAAACAGACCCAGAAAGAUGCUCGCAAAGUGGAAAGAGAUGUCAGACAGAUCAGACAGGCUGUUGGAGCAAUGCUCCAUUGCAUUGGUGGGGAAGUACACCAAGUUCUCGGACUCGUACGCCUCAGUGAUCAAAGCCCUGGAGCACUCUGCUCUCGCCAUCAGCCACAAACUAGAGGUUAAGUAUGUUGACUCUGCAGAUUUGGAGCCCAGCAUGUUACAGGAAGAGCCAGUGAAGUACCAUGAGGCAUGGCAGAAGCUCUGCAGUUCAGAUGGUAUUUUAGUACCUGGAGGUUUUGGAGUACGAGGGACAGAGGGCAAGAUUCAGGCCAUCAACUGGGCCAGGAAACAGAAAAAGCCAUUCCUAGGCGUGUGUUUGGGGAUGCAGUUAGCCGUGUGUGAAUUUGCUAGGAACAUGUUAGAUUGGACAGAUGCUAACUCUACAGAAUUUGACCCAGAAACAAAACAUCCUGUGGUGAUUGACAUGCCAGAGCACAAUCCAGGGCAGAUGGGAGGAACGAUGCGGCUGGGAAAAAGGCGAACUAUUUUCAAAAAUAAAAGCAGCAUACUUAGAAAACUUUACGGAGAUGUAGAUUAUGUUGAGGAAAGACACAGGCAUCGUUUUGAGGUGAACCCAGAACUGAAGCAUCAUUUUGAGGAGAAAGGCUUCCGAUUUGUGGGUCAAGAUGUGGAGGGUGAGAGAAUGGAGGUCAUAGAGAUGGACGAUCACCCUUAUUUCGUUGGUGUUCAGUAUCACCCAGAAUUCACAUCAAGACCAAUAAAGCCAUCGCCACCAUACUUGGGCCUGCUUUUGGCUGCUGCAGGGAGGCUUCAAAGUUACCUGCAGAAAGGGUGUCGAUUGUCACCACGAGAUGCAUACAGUGACCGAAGUGGCAGUAGUUCUCCUGAUUUGGAGAUUGCAGACCUGAAACUACGUUCAAUUGCUCAGGAAUAAAAGCAGUAAAUGGGCCUGCUGUCUGAAGAGGAUGUUGUUUUAAAAGUGGUCGCGUCAAUGGUCAUCAGAAGAUUAGUAGCUUUAUUUUAUGAAAUUUAUCGUUUUUGUAUGCAAUGACAAUAAGGUUUGACAUCCCAUUGGGGGAAAGUUAAUAGAUUUUCUUCAUUGUGAUGGAGUUUGUCAAGUACCAGCUGGUUUGUUGUACACCUGUCUCCAGUAAUAAAAUGGUAUGGAGUUACA